GCCGAGAGAUACAGGGCGGAAGUGCUAAACCGGAUGUAUUGAUGUUUCAGUGUCCUGCCUCUGUCAUGCCGGCCGUAGUCCCUGGUAUCUGUGUUCAAUGGCGCAGCCUUUCUCUGUGGCUGUUCGCAUUGCUUCAGCUGUGCAUCGCGGAUCUGGACGUGUUGAGUCCAGGCUCUGGCGGAGAUAAGUUUAAGGUGGAGGGCAGGGCUGUGGUGCCCGGGGUGAGGCCUCAGGACUGGGUGAGCAGUGCCCGGGUGCUAGUCGAUGGCGAAGAACACGUCGGCUUUUUACGGACUGAUGGCAGUUUUGCUGUUCACGAUGUACAGUCUGGCUCAUAUGUGGUAGAAGUUAUUUCUCCAGCUUAUCGGUUUGAGCCUGUUAGAGUGGACAUCACUUCCAAGGGAAAAAUGAGGGCCAGAUACGUUAAUCACAUCAAAACCUCCGAAGUUGUCCGGCUGCCUUACCCUCUCCAAAUGAAAUCCUCCGGGCCUCCAUCUUAUUUUAUUAAGAGGGAGACCUGGGGUUGGACUGAUUUUCUGAUGAACCCAAUGGUAAUGAUGAUGGUUUUGCCACUGCUAAUCUUUGUGCUGCUGCCCAAAGUUGUGAACACCAGUGAUCCUGAAAUGAGAAAGGAAAUGGAGCAAUCUAUGAAUAUGCUCAACACCAACCCAGAACUGCCUGACGUUUCAGAAUUCAUGACCAGACUUUUCACCUCCAAAUCAUCAAGCAAGUCCAGCGGGAGCGGAAAAGCUGGAAAGAGUGUUGUUGGGAAGAGGAGGUAGUGCCUGUCCCACAGGCUGCACUCGGUCACACCCAAUGAGAAUGUGAUCUUGCUAACGGAUAUAAAUAAUACCCUUCAGUCUAGUGGCUCCCACCCAACUAGCUCAUUGUGGUCUUAAAGGGCAAAUCAACCCCAAAAUAAAAAUUUGCGUAGUAAAAGAAAACCUAAUUCUAA
This is a messenger RNA of Xenopus laevis (African clawed frog), 955 nucleotides long. RefSeq names its product ER membrane protein complex subunit 7 L homeolog (gene emc7.L). Gene Ontology annotation, cellular component: EMC complex; membrane. The record is from RefSeq and is a predicted model, not a curated record. The transcript is spliced from 5 exons. The coding region runs from base 42 to 782 and encodes 246 amino acids. NCBI's taxonomy places the organism in Eukaryota, Metazoa, Chordata, Amphibia, Anura, Pipidae.